AUGAAAUUAGAUGACUUAUGUAUUAUUAAUGGAGAAUACAAACUCCUAUAUAUUCUUGGAAGAGGAGCAUAUGGUACCGUAUAUAAAGCUGUAAAGAUAGAUAAUAAAGAACCAAAAAUGACUAGUAAUAGAGAAGAUAUAAAUAAUUUAGAUUAUAAUUUAAGAUCAAAUAAUAAAUAUAUUAGCAAAAAAGAAUAUACCUAUGAACUUUCAAUACCAAAAUAUUAUGCUAUAAAAGUUUUUGAUAAAAAGUUAACAAAUAAAGGAAUACAUCCAAGUAUAUUGAGAGAAAUUGGAUUACUCAAAGAAUUACAUGAAUAUAAUUUUGAUGGAAUUAUUAGAUUAGAACAAAUAGUUGUUUGUGAUCAAAGAAUAUGUGCUGUAUAUGAAUAUGGAGGUUCUACAUUACAGUCAUAUAUCGAAAAGAACGCAAAUAAUCUGAAUUUGAUUGAUGGUAUAUAUAUAUCAUAUCAGAUUAUAAAAUCUGUGAAUUUUCUCCAUAGCAUUGGUAUUGUACAUCGUGAUCUUAAACCAGAAAAUAUACUUUUCAAUGAAAAUACAAAAAUAGUUAAAAUUGCAGAUUUUGGAUUAGCUCGUACAAUUAGAAAUAAUAAUAAUAUAAAUUUUACAGUAGAUGUUGCAACAUUAUACUAUAAACCACCUGAACUUCUUUCUUUUAAUACUAAUAAUAAAUUGAUAUGUCCAUAUGCAGUUGAUUGUUGGACUAUUGGAGUAGUUAUUUUGGAAUUAUUCACAAUAUUAUGUAAAAAUAGCAAAAAUAAGUCAUAUUUAAGUUAUAAUACAAGGAGUAGCCUUAGUAAAGCUAAUACUAAUACAUGGUUACCAAUUUUUUUUGGAGGAAAUGAAGUAGCUGUAUGUAAUGAAAUUUACAAACUAUUAAAUAUUUCAUGUCAAUUUCAUAUAUUAAAAGAUACUCUUAAACCAUUGAAAGAGAGAUUUCCUGAUAUUUUUAAUUUAAUUUUCCAAUUACUUCAAAUAGAACCUAAAGAAAGGUGUAACUGUGAAUAUGCUAAAUUUGUUGUUGAAAAAAUAAUAAAUAAUCUAACUUCUUGA
Messenger RNA from Cryptosporidium muris RN66, 1074 nucleotides. Its product is annotated as protein kinase domain-containing protein. Gene Ontology annotation, biological process: mitotic DNA damage checkpoint signaling; protein phosphorylation. Lineage: Eukaryota; Apicomplexa; Conoidasida; Eucoccidiorida; Cryptosporidiidae. Bases 1 to 1074 code for a protein of 357 amino acids. The record is from RefSeq and is a predicted model, not a curated record. Gene Ontology annotation, molecular function: protein serine/threonine kinase activity; ATP binding. The transcript has a single exon. Gene Ontology annotation, cellular component: cytoplasm; nucleus.